Salarias fasciatus (jewelled blenny) is the source of this 498-nucleotide messenger RNA. RefSeq names its product ribonuclease inhibitor-like. The coding region runs from base 1 to 498 and encodes 165 amino acids. NCBI's taxonomy places the organism in Eukaryota, Metazoa, Chordata, Actinopteri, Blenniiformes, Blenniidae. The record is from RefSeq and is a predicted model, not a curated record. Gene Ontology annotation, molecular function: protein binding. The transcript is spliced from 7 exons.
AUGGCUGUCCUGGAGGAGUUGGACCUGAAGAAGUACAGGACAUCAUUGCAGGGGCGACGAAGACUGAUCCCAGCUGUGAAGAACUGCAGGAAGGCUGAUCUUUCUGGCUGUGGACUCUCUGAUCCUCACUGUGAAGUGAUCUCCUCAGCUCUGACCUCUGACCCCUCCCAUCUGAAACAUCUGGACCUGAGUGGGAACAAGCUGGAGGAUUCCUCAGUGAAGAUUGUGUGUUCUGGACUGGAGAGUCCAAACUGUAACCUGGAGACUCUGAGGUUGAGGGACUGCAGGUUGUCAAAGAUCAGCUGUUCUUCUCUGGCCUCAGCUCUGAAGUCCAACCCCUCCCACCUGAAGGAGCUAGACCUGGAUUACAACCAUCUGCGGUCUCCAGAUGUGCAGCAGCUGGUUGCUCUCCAGCAGAGUCCAGACUGCAGCCUGCAGACUCUGAGGUCAACAACAGAGAGCAGAGUGAGAUAUAAACCAAGGAAGGUCCGAGGCUGA